AUGGAGAAGAGGAGCAGCAAGGACGGCCCGAUGCUCGAAGCACAACUGGAUUACACAGCAUCUCCCCAGCUGCCUGGCCUCCCUUGCAAGAACCUCUUGGUGGUGGUGGUGGUGGUGGUCGUUGUCGUCGUGAUUGCGCUGGUCUACGGGCUGAUAGGGCAGCGGAUCAUACACAAGGAGGCGGUCCUGCACAUGAGCAUUCAAGGUCUGGCGGGGGAAGGCUCCCCCCAGCACCUUUCCAUGAGCCGGAAGGAGAUCCAGGUGGUGUUCCACAUAAGCACGGAGGCCAAUUCUUCUGCCACGGUGGUGUAUGACUACAGUCACCUCCUGCUUGGCUACAGACCUUGGCCAGGGCGGUCCUGCUACAUCGCCAGGAUGGACCAGGAGAGCAUCCCGAGCCUGGACCAGGUGGCGGCACUAUUCCAGCGCACUCUGGCUCUCCCGCCACCCCGCAAGUGGAGCAAGGAGGAAGCGGACGGGCUCCCUGCGCCGCUGGCGGACCGGUCCCUCCUGGGCACCGCGACAGGCAUCUUGUGCAGCAGCCUCCCCGUCUUCUGGGCAUAGAGGAG
Molecule: messenger RNA, 569 nt
Organism: Varanus komodoensis (Komodo dragon)
Lineage: Eukaryota; Metazoa; Chordata; Lepidosauria; Squamata; Varanidae
Product: pulmonary surfactant-associated protein C-like
Exons: 5
Coding region: 1-564 (187 amino acids)
Biological process (GO): respiratory gaseous exchange by respiratory system
Cellular component (GO): alveolar lamellar body; extracellular region
Source: RefSeq, a predicted model, not a curated record